UUUAAUUCUAAUUUUAUCUUUUAAAUUCUGGCUAUGCGGAAGCAUUGCUGCUCCUGAAGCUAGUAUUAGAGUCAUGCCAAAAAAUACCUAAAGAGGUAAUGAAGUCAGCCAGGGCUGUGCACCACUGUAAAUGAAGGUUGCAUCUACUGAAGCAGCCCGCUCCAGUUGGCGCCCCAGCACCUAUUGUCUUGACGUCAUCCCAAGGUUCAGUGACAUUCCCACUCCCGCUCUGCUGCAGUCCGCCUCCAUUCUACAAUAUUCGAUCCUCUUCAGCCGCUCUUCCAAAACCGAUUGUAUGAGCAGAUAAACGGAUCAGAAGUUUAUUUUAAACAUGAACCGAGCACUGGUCAGAACAUGGAGAGCCUCGUCUUCAGCGGCAGUCCGCUGUUCACCUGCUCGAUGCGAAACUCAGGCGGGAAGACAAGUGGGAGCGGCUCGAUAUUAUUACCCGAGAAUCUCACUAUGCAAUCAGAAUUCGAAGUUUUCAACCGUACCUACCAUCCGAGACAGAAACAAAAAUGUUGAAGGGCUCGGAAAUCAUACUGAUGGUGAAGAGGAGGCCACGCGCAAGGCCAUGGAAAAGGGCAUACAGAUAAAAGGCCGCCUUUUAACAACCCCAAACCGAUUGCUUAAACUUAUUUUGCCAGUCCCUUCUACCACUGGCAAAGAUGCAGUACACCGCCAAUCGUCAGAGUCCGCUAUAGAACACAGUGUCACACCUUUGGCUCUUUUGAUCCACCCAUCACAGCCUCUUUCGUAUCUCGAGCGGCUUAUACAAGCGGAGGUACCUCCGAUUCAGGUCAAAGAUAAAGAAAAGAGCCCCGAUGUAGUCUUCUUUGCCGAGGCAGACAGCGAGGCAAUGCCCGACAAGGACAACACAGAGGGGACUAACAUUGCCUCGUAUUCGGGACUGGGCCACGAAGGACCAGACAGAAAGGAGGCAAGCUGGGUAAGAUGGAGUGGAAGCACAGAAGUUGGAGACUUCAUACGCGAUGCAGCAAGAGGUCGUGAAUUUGCUGUAGAUAUUGAGGGACGCCCUGAACCGCUUCUGGUGGCGGUGCCGAGUUUCAAGGAUCGCACCCACUAUAUGCGGAUGAGACUGCGGAGAAUGUCACUGCAGAUUGAUCAGAUGUCAAAGUUAAAAACCGAAUGCGACGAGCUUGCGCAUAAAGGCGCGCACCAUUUAGCAAAGGGGGGAUUUGGAGCUCUAGUGGGCUGGUGGGGGACUGUGUUUUACGUCACGUUUUUCACCGAAAUGGGUUGGGAUAUGAUUGAACCAAUCACUUACCUUGCGGGCCUGACUACGAUCAUGGGUGGUUAUCUGUGGUUUCUAUUUAUAAGCCGUGAUCUAAGUUACAGAGCGGCUAUGAAUAUGACGGUGUCGAAGCGACAGAGUGUUUUAUAUCAAGACCGGGGCUUCAAUGUUGCCAAGUGGGAGGCACUGGCGCAAGAGGCGAAUGGAUUAAGACGGGAAGUACGAAAUAUUGCUGCCGAGUAUGAUGUGGAAUGGGAUGAGAUGAAAGAUUUGGGAGGCUGGGAAGUAAAAGAAGCAUUAGAAAAAGAAGAAAAUGGAGAAGAUGAAGACGAUGGUGAGGGUAGAAAGAAGAAGAAGAAGCAGCAGGAGAAGUCGACAAAGAGGAACCAAGAGAAGGAGGAGGAGAGACGGGAUAAGAAAGCUGACUCAUGAUCUUACUCUUACAUUUUAUAAAGAUCGUUCAUGAUAUUUCUGCUGAAUUUUCCUGGUACAUAAUAUUUACAUACAGUGGUGACGUAGCACAUGGAGAACCUUUAGCGGCCGAUCGAUCAGCGGCUUCCCGUCCCACUUGGCGGGGGAUAACAGCCGCUGUAGUUCCCGCGCUAAGUCGCUGACGAGCGUUGGACAGUUCCGGUAGCGGGAGAGAUGCGCAGCAGAGCACCUGGUUCGGAAGUCCAACUUGAUGCAAC
Molecule: messenger RNA, 1944 nt
Organism: [Torrubiella] hemipterigena
Lineage: Eukaryota; Fungi; Ascomycota; Sordariomycetes; Hypocreales; Clavicipitaceae
Source: the annotation of a GenBank genome assembly